AUGAAGAUGAUGAAGUGUGGUGCUGUAGUACAGCAGCUCCUUCCCAAUCCUCCUUCCCUCCCAAUUCUCGCUCUCCCUUUCAAUUCUUCUUCUUCUUCCUCCCGCAGCUUUCUACAUCUUCAUCGUAAUUAUAAUUACAUCCAUAACAGCAGCCUCAAAUCCCUGUUUUCUCAAAAGCGAUUGGCUUCUCUAUCAUCCUCCAAUCAGAGCACUUCCAAUGAGCAAGGGGAAGUUAAUGCCUUUCAACUCAUCCAAGCUCACCAGGAAAAAGCUGCUAGGCUCUCACCUGUAGAGGAAGUCAAGACACUUCUCUAUUACAGUUUGCGGGGAUUCUUGUCUACCUUUUCGCAGAGAUUUGAGGGGUAUCCAUCAGGAUCCAUGGUUGACUUUGCUUGCGACGCUUUUGGAUCUCCCUUACUAGCAGUUAGCAGCUUGGCAGUUCAUACGAAGGAUCUUUUGGCUAACCAAAAAUGCUCAUUGCUUGUGGCAAGAGAUCCUGAGGAUCGAACUGACCUUGUUGUUAUUGUUCAUGGGGAUGCUGUCCCAGUUGAAAAAACAGAAAGGGAUGUUAUCCGUGCAGCAUAUUUGGCUAGACACCCUGAUGCAUUUUGGGUUGACUUUGGUGAUUUCCAAUUUCUGCGAAUUGAACCAACUGUUGUAAGAUAUGUGUCUGGCGUUGCAACAGCUUUAUUAGGAUCUGGAGAAUUCACCAAGGACGAGUUUAAAGCAGCGAAAGUGGAUCCUAUAUACCAAUUCUCUAAGCCUGUGACAUUGCACAUGAACAAAGAUCACGCAGACGAAACAAAACUGAUAGUGCAGCACGUGACAUCUGUCCCGGUAGAGUUUGCAUACAUGGUGGACAUAGACAGUCUGGGAUUCAAUGCGAAGGCUGGGUACGAAGGGAACACUUUCAAGAUACGGAUCCCUUUCACGAGGCGCGCUGGUGAUAGAAAGGAUGUGAAGACGUUGAUAGUGGAGAUGCUACAAGCUGCCAAAUCACAGCUACUUGUUUAAUUGAUGCUUUUAGCUUCAAGUUAAGGGGCCAUGGCCAUGGCCAUUGAUGUACAUUUACAUAUACAUAUACACAGUUUGUUUCAAGUUAAUGUAAAGCCAAGCUACUUAAAGAGUGUACUGAAAUUUAAUAACUAUAAAUUUAACUUUUGAAUUUGCA
This is a messenger RNA of Andrographis paniculata, 1171 nucleotides long. RefSeq lists its product as uncharacterized. Lineage: Eukaryota; Viridiplantae; Streptophyta; Magnoliopsida; Lamiales; Acanthaceae. The transcript is spliced from 12 exons. The record is from RefSeq and is a predicted model, not a curated record. Bases 1 to 1014 code for a protein of 337 amino acids.